GCGGAAUUGUGUAAAUGCAAAUAGGCCAUGAAUUAAAAAAGAAGAAGAAGAAGAAGACUUUAAAUUGACGCAAAGUGCCAUUAAAGUUAAGAAAAAGAAGACUUUAAUUUAGGACAAAAUUGUUUAAAUAAGUUAAAAAUACAUUAUUAUAUUAAAAAAAUGUCUUCAAACGAUGAACCAUCGGACUUGGACUGGAUUCAACUACGUCGAGAAAUGGGAACUACAGCUCAGCAUAUCGAAACUUUUAGUGAAAAAUUCCAGCGUAAAUUCAAUGAAAAUCCAUUUGUCCCUAUAGGAGCUCUUGCAACUGCUGCAGCUUUAUCAUAUGGUUUAUGGAGCUUUCGCACCGGACAAAAACGUAUGUCACAGAACAUGAUGCGACUGAGAAUUGUUGCACAAGGAUUUACUAUAACAGCAGUGGUUGUUGGUGUAAUGAUGUCAGCUACGAAGACAAUUAAGUAAAUAUUAAUAUAAUUUAAAUGUAAGUUUUAUAGAACAUAGUGCAAUCAUAUAUUUUUAAAAUAUUUUACUACCAAAUAGAAAAGUAUAACUACAUAUACAAAUUAAAUUAGUUUUCUUUAUAACAUUGCCUAACAUGGCCCAUUCUCCUUAACCAUCCAUA
Molecule: messenger RNA, 622 nt
Organism: Diatraea saccharalis (sugarcane borer)
Lineage: Eukaryota; Metazoa; Arthropoda; Insecta; Lepidoptera; Crambidae
Source: the annotation of a GenBank genome assembly